Protopterus annectens (West African lungfish) is the source of this 1773-nucleotide messenger RNA. RefSeq names its product bestrophin-2-like. The transcript has 9 exons. Gene Ontology annotation, molecular function: chloride channel activity. Bases 1 to 1773 code for a protein of 590 amino acids. NCBI's taxonomy places the organism in Eukaryota, Metazoa, Chordata, Ceratodontiformes, Protopteridae. The record is from RefSeq and is a predicted model, not a curated record.
AUGACUGUUACAUACACAGCCCGUGUAGCGAAUGCUCGCUUCUGCACUUUCUCUAAGCUACUGCUGCUGUGGAGGGGAAGCAUCUACAAGUUGGUGUACAAGGAGUUCUUUGUUUUCUUCUUCUCAUACAUGGCUCUCAGCAUCUCAUACAGGCUUUUUAUGAAUGAAAGCCAGAGGCAAUUCUUUGAGCAGUUGUCCAUCUACUGCAAUAAACAUGCAGCAAACAUUCCCGUGGACUUUGUGUUGGGUUUCUACGUCACAUUUGUGGUGACUCGAUGGUGGAAUCAGUAUCGUUGCAUCCCUCUGCCAGAUCGACUUAUGUGUGUGAUCCCCUGUGUAGUCCAUGGUGGGGAUGAUGAGGGACGGAUGUACCGACGAACACUGAUGCGUUACUGCAGCUUGUCAUCACUUCUAAUCCUGCGCUCUGUCAGCACAGCAGUCUUUAAAAGAUUUCCCACUAUCGACCAUGUUGUCAAAGCAGGUUUUAUGACUCAAGAUGAGUGCAAGAAGUUUGACAGUCUGCAGUCAGCUUACAACAAGUACUGGGUACCGUGUGUCUGGUUCUCAAAUCUAGCCGCCCAAGCACGAAAAGAAGGUCGGGUCAAAGAUGAUCACACGCUGAAACUGCUCUUGGAGGAACUGAAUGAAUUCCGCGGAAAGUGUUCACUGCUAUUUCACUACGACUGGAUCAGCAUUCCUCUCGUAUACACACAGGUGGCGACUUUGGCUGUUUACAUUUACCUUCUGGCUUGCUUGAUUGGAAGGCAGUUUCUUGACCCUACUCAACAGCACGAGGGACAUAAUAUUGACAUCUACAUCCCAGUGUUCACGCUACUACAGUUUAUCUUCUAUGGCGGCUGGUUAAAGGUGGCUGCGCAGCUGAUUAAUCCAUUUGGAGAAGACGAUGACGACUUUGAGACCAACACAUUGAUAGACAGGAAUUUCCAGGUUUCAAUGAUGGCCGUAGAUGAUAUGUACAAUGAUCUACCAAUGAUGGAGAAAGAUUGUUACUGGACUGUUUUGAAUUCUAGACCACCAUACACACCUGCAACUGUUUCUCUUCUACACAAGCCAUCAUUCCAGGGCUCAACCUUUGACAUGAAAGCCACUGUGAACGUUAUAAGAGGAAAAGUAAGCCAGCCAUUUCAGUUUUUAAACUUUGAAACGUUUGCUGCUCAAAGCAUGAGUUCUACAAUUAAGAGACUGUUGACAAAAUCAAUUAAUCCUUUAAUGCAACUUACUACUGUGGAACCUAUAACAAGAGAUGCAGAUACAAGUAAAACUAUAAGUGAGUUUAACAAAUUAAUAUUUGAUCUGGAAAAGAAAGUCCAAAACUUUAAGUACUUGCAGUGGCAGAGACUGAGUUUUUUAGCAUACUUGGAACUUGGUAUAGUUCCUAGAGGGCUUCGUAUUUUGAAGAUGCCAUCGUAUGGGAAUACAUAUGAGGAGCUCUUGAGACAAUGGCAGCAACUAAAUUUGGAGCUAAGUAAGAAUUAUAUGAAACUGAUGAAUAAAUAUUUUGAAGAAGUGGAGAGUACACUGUUAGAAGAAAUAGAGAAGCUGGAAAAAGAUAUGGUGAAAUUGUUAACUACAGACUUUUUGAAUGAAUACCAGGCGUUCGUGAGUAGAAUCCAAGUCCUGGAUAGUAAACUGGAGGUUCAGAAGAAACGUAAACUUCAGCGUGACAUAGAAGAUUUUAAAAAUGGCCGUAUCUUCUCUUGGCCAAAAUUUGACUACAAAAAGGCAACAAAUCACCAUAAAAUAAUACGAUGA